AUGUCAAACUCGAGUGCAAGUUCUGCCACCAUAACUGCUGUGGCUGUCUUCAAGAAUGGCAGAUUUUGCGAAGGUCAAGGAAGGGCUCUAAUUUUCGAUGCUCAGAUGUAUCUAGGUGAUGACCAGCCUCCACUGUUGGCUGCAUUGAAGUGUUUCAAUGCUGAAAACCAUGUUUUUGAUCCAGUUGGGUUCUACAUUGUGAUUGCGAGGUUGAUUCCAAUUGUAAAAGAUGGUGUUUCACCCCUCUACAUGCCUUACAUUGAGCUCUGUGGCACUGUCAAGAGUACUGAUGAUCUUACUUCCGGAACAUCAAGGCCCAAUCAAGUUUUCAAAUCUGCCAUGCCUGUUGAAUGUGCCUUUCCGAACACAUCACCGGAUUCAUCACUGGAAGAAAGGUCAAAUCUGUUGCAGGCCUGGGAUCAGAGCAAACAGAGAUUCACUGUUGAGGUCGACUCGAUUGUAUUCUUAGGGCGCCCUGUUGUGACAAAGUCCUUGGGUAACAUUGCAAGUCAUGGUCCUUCUCCCAGCAGAAUGCCAAGCAAACCUGGCAUGAAAUUUGACUUCUCCCAGGUUGCACAGCCAGCCAAGCACCAAAGGACUGAAGAGAACAUUAAUUAG
This is a messenger RNA of Suillus subaureus, 618 nucleotides long. RefSeq lists its product as uncharacterized. The coding region runs from base 1 to 618 and encodes 205 amino acids. The record is from RefSeq and is a predicted model, not a curated record. NCBI's taxonomy places the organism in Eukaryota, Fungi, Basidiomycota, Agaricomycetes, Boletales, Suillaceae. The transcript is spliced from 5 exons.